Molecule: messenger RNA, 774 nt
Organism: Arctia plantaginis
Lineage: Eukaryota; Metazoa; Arthropoda; Insecta; Lepidoptera; Erebidae
Source: the annotation of a GenBank genome assembly
AUGCAGAGCUAUCCAAAAGUGACAAAAUCUUCAAGUGAACGGACAGGAAAGUCACGGAAGCGCAAAUUCCAUGGCAAUCAGUUUCUCAAUGGAGAGGCUAAUACUAGCCGUAGUGAAAAAAAAUUGGCGUCAGCAACUACGGACGACGUUAUAAUUUAUCCGUCUCAUUGCUAUCGAAUAAUCGAGUUUGUCUCUGUGUUUUUAUCAAUUUCUGAGUUAGUUAUUUGCAAUUCGUGUAAGCAGAGAAUAACGUUUGCCGAAAGCGGCCAUCGAGGUCUAGGAUUCAAAAUCGUUUUGUCGUGUAAAUGCGGUAAACGAGAAAUUCAAUCCGGACCGCUCAUUCACACCGGCUACGAAAUCAACAGAAGAAUUGUGUUCGUCAUGAGGCUUUUGGGUGUCGCACGAGAAGGCAUUAACAUUUUUUGUGGCCUUAUGGAUAUAUCUCAGGGCUUAGCAAAAACGACGUAUGACCAAAUCGUGCAACACCUGUAUACAGCGUCGAAAACAAUGUUUGAGAGCGUCUGCAAAAAAGCCGUCGAAGAGGAAAAAGAACUCAACAUACAAAAUGAAAGACCAGCUGACCGUUUCAAAGUUUCGGGCGAUGGAUCGUGGAAGAAACGUGGAUAUACUUCAUUGUACGGUGUAACUACACUUAUUGGGUACUACAGUGGCAAAGUGAUCGAUCUCAACGUUAAAAGCGGAUAUUGUCAUACCUGUACCAUCAAGAAAAACACAUUGAACGACGACGAGUUUGAAGAUUGGUUGGCAAAGUGA